Lactuca virosa is the source of this 849-nucleotide messenger RNA. The record is from the annotation of a GenBank genome assembly. Lineage: Eukaryota; Viridiplantae; Streptophyta; Magnoliopsida; Asterales; Asteraceae.
CAACACCCUCCUUACAUACCCAAAACUCUAUUUCCCAUUUCUAUCGGUCUCGCUCUCUCCUCUUCCAUAUUCUACUAAUCAAUGAAGGAAGCCCAAGAACAGGCAACAAAUACCGUUGAAAUCCAAUCAGAUGGUGGAAGAGGCUCCUCAAAAGUUGUACAAUACAAGUGGUGGAUACUGAUAGCAUUUUUCACCAUGUUUGUAUUCUCCGGUCAAUCAACAGCAACAAUGUUGGGAAGACUUUACUUCACCAAAGGUGGAAACAGUAAAUGGAUGGCAACACUUGUUCAAACUGCUGGAUUCCUACUUAUGUAUCCCUUCAUCUUCCUCUUCUCACCUUCAAAAACACAACCAGAAUACCAUCAACAAGUCGCUGGAAAACCUUCAUUGACCACCCUUGUGAUACUCUAUACAACUCUUGGAAUAUUCUUGGCUGCAGACUGCAUGUUGUUUACCUUUGGACUCAACUUUUUGCCUGUUUCCACGUUCUCUUUGAUCAGUAGCGAUUCUGAAGAGACUGGGAAUGUAUCGAGAAGCAAGUAUAUCAUUGGUUUUGUUUGCACAGUCGCUGCUUCUGCAGGGUGGGGUUUAAUGCUUUCAAUAACACAACUCGCGUUUCAAAAGAUUUUGAAAUCUACAAGUUACAAGGUGGUAUUCGAUAUGACCGUGUACCAAAACUUAAUAGCAAGUAUUGGAAUUCUAAUGGGACUAUUUGCUAGUGGUGAAUGGAAAGAUAUAAAAGGGGAAAUGAGGGGUUUUGAGUCUGGACAGGCUUCGUAUAUAAUGAAUCUUGUAGGAACAGCUGUCGCGUGGCAAGUUUUCACGUAUGGUUUUUUGAUGAAAAGAUGA